This is a messenger RNA of Homarus americanus (American lobster), 477 nucleotides long. Its product is annotated as extensin-like. The record is from RefSeq and is a predicted model, not a curated record. Bases 1 to 477 code for a protein of 158 amino acids. Lineage: Eukaryota; Metazoa; Arthropoda; Malacostraca; Decapoda; Nephropidae. The transcript is spliced from 3 exons.
AUGAGACGCAAAGUCAUCCUUGGACCACGCCAAGCAACCCAAGGACCACACCAAGACACCAAAGGACCACACCAAGCCACCAAGGACCACACCAAGACACCAAAGGACCACACCAAGACACCAAAGGACCACACCAAGACACCCAAAAACCACGCCAAGCCACCCAAGGACCACACCAAGACACCAAAGGACCACACAAAGCCACCCAAGGACCACACCAAGCCACCCAAGGACCACACCAGGACACCCAAGGACUACACCAAGACACCAAAGGACCACACCAAAACACCCAAGGACCACUCCAAGCCACCCAAGCCUCCAAACAGUUCCCUAGGGCCCCCUUAUGAUUAUGAACCAUUAACACAGGGGCCCCCUUAUGAUUAUGAACCAUUAACACAGGCGCCCCCUUAUGAUUAUGAACCAUUAACACAGGGGCCCCCUUAUGAUUAUGAACCAUUAACACAGGGGUCCCCUUAG